GUGAAAUCUGGCAACAGCCGAAUGCAGACAAAUUCAGACAAAAAGUUUUGAAUUUAACUGAUGCGGUAGAGAGCGACCGUUAGCAAGGAAAAAAUAUAUAAAGUAUUUAAAGCAAUGUAUGGACUUAUAAGAAAAGAAGAUAUUGAUAGAAAAAAACCACCGAUAAUAAUCUCUACUGCUGCCACCCCUGGUUGGCAAAGACCAAGUCCCACUUCUAGUGAUGAUGCUACAAAAGGAGAAAAUACACAGAAUCAUGAUGGAGGUACAGGAACCAAUUCCAGUAGAUAUGCAAGGAAGAAGAGUGGUUUGAAGCCGAUCCGCCCAUCCAGUGUGUCUGCUUCCAAUCUCAAUCCUAUGACACCAGGAAGGCCUCAGUUGCCACGGACACCCAGACUUUGCUUCAAAGAAAAUGAUAAUUCAAGAUUUGGAACACAUGAUUUUCCAUCAACUCCAAAGUUUGGUCGUUCUGAAUCAACACCAGAACUACACAGGAUAAGAAAGUUGGACCACUCUCUUCACACGGUUGAGAGAAACACCACUCAAGAAAAAGCACAUUACAACAAUGUUCUCCAAGAAAGUAAUGUAUCCAAUCUUUUGACUCUCACCAGUGAUUCUCUCCCAGACAUCUUUCGUAAGCCUAUUAGCCAACAGCAACAUGAGGUUCCACUCAACCUACAGUCUAAAUUUGGCAAUUCAGAAGAUAAGGUUUCAAAAUGGGGUUAUGGCCCUUCCUCCACAAAUACCCAACAAGGUUUUGGCACGAAAAUCAAUCAUCCAGAAUCUCAUAAAGAGUCCUCCAUCAAACUAGUUACUGAAGGACUUGGGAUAGUAACACAAGUAAAAGAAGAAGCACCUUGUGCUGCUAUUCUAAAACCAGAUGUUUCACGUAUGCCUCUACCUGGAGCAAAAAAUGAAUUUGUUGCAUGGAACCAACCGGAAAAGUCAUCCUUUUCGACCCAUAAGUUACCAUCUGUGCCUUCGGAAAUGGAAGAAAUAUAUGCUUUCACCAAUGCCAAGAACAAAUCAGGAUUGAAUUCUACUUCAGAUACAGCGAGUGCUCUUGGACUACCGACACAACCGACUGUCAAAAUGCAUCCUUUAGAUCAAGCGCAAACACCACUAGCUAAAAAGCUGACGUGGACUGGACAUUCAUCAUUUAGUACAACCAAAAUACGAGAAUCAUCCCUAGUUUCGUUAGCUUCGACUUCGAAGACUGAAAUGCAUAACGAUGAACAAAAACCAUCACUCGGCAUUUUAUUACCCAAAGUACAGGCAGAAACGUCUCCAAUUUUCAAUCUAGCAAGCUCUAAACCUCCGCUGCCAGUACCUAUUCAACCAGUGGUAAGCGUCGUGGCAGAAGUUCAACCAAUUGAUCCCAUCCAACAACAUGUGGAGCAACGAAGCAAAUUAAUUCCCCCAGUUUCCAGCAACAAUAUUUUACCCCCUCCAAAUGCUCGACCGACUCCGAAAACCAAGCAGAUAGCAGUAAACGGCAAGGUUUACAGCGUUAUGAAACCGCUUGGGCGUGGGGGAUCAAGUGUCGUAUAUCAGGUACUGAACCAAGAAAUGACUGACAUAUUUGCCUUAAAAGUUGUUCGUCUUGAUUCCGUUGACGAAGUCACAGCUGAAGGCUAUAUUAAUGAAGUCCGGCUAUUGAAACAACUGCAAGGUUUGCCUCGCGUCGUCCGCCUUCUUGAAUACGAGUACAACGAAGAAGAAGAGAAAUUGUUGUUGGUAAUGGAAAAGGGUGAUACCGACUUCGCAACUGUCAUCCGGACUCGCACCAGUCUCAACGCCAUCAACCCUACCCUGAUUCGCUUUUACUGGCAGGAAAUGUUAGAAGCUGUGAAAGAGAUUCAUGACAAAAAUGUGAUUCAUACAGAUCUGAAACCGGCUAACUUUCUUUUGGUCAAUGGAGGCUUAAAGUUGAUCGACUUCGGUAUUGCCACUUCUAUCCAGGCCGACAUGACGUCGAUAAUGAAGGACAGCCAGUGCGGUACAUACAAUUACAUGGCACCAGAAGCAAUCAAAUCUGCUACGCCUUCUGGAACGUACCAAGAGUAUAAGAUAAGCAGGAAAACAGACGUGUGGUCUCUUGGCUGUAUGUUGUACAGUCUCAUCUACAAGAACCCACCUUUUAGCAAGUUCAGGGACACGAUCGAGAAAAUCAGUGCCAUCGUUGAUGAGCGUCAUGUUAUAGACUUUCCUUUGACUGCUGAUCCGAUGGUUAUAGCAGUUCUAAAAGGCUGUCUCGAUCGCAAUCCGCGCAAUCGACCAUCAAUUGAGCAGCUUCUAUCCCAUCCAUAUUUGACAUGUACAAGUCAGUCUCCGGUCCAAUCCUCGAAGAACAUUCCCCCUCAGCUGCGUAUUCAGCUUGAAUUUCUACUAGAAGGUGGUCCACUCACUGAGGAAGUCAAGGAAAAUAUUCGACAGUGGAUGUGAAUUACUUCCAUGAGCGACUUCCAUGAAAGCAAUACUGUAUCAGUCAUCAUUAUCAAAUUCAUCCCAUAUUGUAAUUUACAUAUUGUUGUAAUAUCAGAUAUACAUAACCCUUUCCCUGCCCUUCA
Molecule: messenger RNA, 2567 nt
Organism: Daphnia pulex (common water flea)
Lineage: Eukaryota; Metazoa; Arthropoda; Branchiopoda; Diplostraca; Daphniidae
Gene: Mps1
Product: dual specificity protein kinase Ttk-like
Exons: 9
Coding region: 115-2442 (775 amino acids)
Biological process (GO): chromosome segregation; meiotic spindle assembly checkpoint signaling; mitotic spindle assembly checkpoint signaling
Cellular component (GO): kinetochore; spindle; nucleus
Molecular function (GO): protein serine/threonine/tyrosine kinase activity; protein serine/threonine kinase activity; ATP binding
Source: RefSeq, a predicted model, not a curated record